Dicentrarchus labrax (European seabass) is the source of this 6135-nucleotide messenger RNA. It is a transcript of the gene prdm10, whose product is annotated as PR domain containing 10. Gene Ontology annotation, cellular component: nucleus. The transcript has 23 exons. The coding region runs from base 749 to 4306 and encodes 1185 amino acids. The record is from RefSeq and is a predicted model, not a curated record. Lineage: Eukaryota; Metazoa; Chordata; Actinopteri; Moronidae. Gene Ontology annotation, molecular function: protein binding.
UCGCCGAUUGUGGUCCACGUCCUGAAGCACGACAAGUUAUGUUUGGCUCCAAGGUCGGCCUUACAUUGGGACUAUAUGGCCGUAAUGCUAAUGUCGCGGUGCAGUAAAUGCCCGGGUUUCUAUAGCGCUGGUUUUUGUGGUAUGGUCCAGUUGGGACUGAGAACCUGCGGGGUUAAAAUAGGGGGGAAUUGUAUUUAUUAUUGAUUAUACCAAGUACAUUUCUGAAUGAGUUCAGAGAGUCGUGAUCUUUAACGGUGGUUUUUGUGCCGGGAUACGGUUGUAUUUAGACACCGUUUUGUGGGCGGCCUCGGGACCAAACGUUGACCGCGUUUUCCCACGUAACCCCCGCUGAGAGUCUUGUGCUGUGACCGCUCUUGUACACCAAGUGACAUGCUGGUUUAUUUUGGCUUGCAUGAUCCUGUCAGGGCUGUCAAAAAAAAAAAAAAAAAAAAAAAAACAGUGUCUGGAGACCUACAAUCUCUGUGUUUUGGUCGAUUUGAGUGCAACUUUGCUGAGAAAUGGCUGCUGCAGUGCUUUUAUUGUUGCAGCUUUUUCCCCACACAGGCGUGUCUAGUGCAUAAUAUGACUUUGAUAAAGCUUUGACAGCAGAGGCUCAAUCAUCCAUUCAUGAGAUACACAUUGUUUAUAAUAUACAGGCAGAUGGUGCACCAAAAUAUGGCGUCCCUGGCUGUCUCCAGAGUGAAGUGAUAGGCGACGUGGUUGGUGACAGGCCUGGCACCGUGCUGCCAUGGAGACCAAGCAGGAACCCUCCGCUGUGUGGAGUCAGACUGCUACCAGUGAUUCAGGCAACGGCACACAGGUACAUUUCGAAGGCGGCACAGUGGCCCAGAUAGUGUACAGUGGAGAUCAGGCGGACCGGGGACAGCAGCAGGUGGUUUAUACAGCAGACGGGAACUCCUAUACCUCUGUAGAGUCUGCAGAGCACACGCUGGUUUACAUACACCCUGCAGAUGGCACUCAGACUGUAUUUGCGGAUCAGCCGCAAGUAGCGUACAUUCAGCAAGAUGGAACAACACAACAGGUCACAGUCCUGCUGCCCAGUGGACAGAACAUGAAUGCUGCCAACCUGCAUGUUCUCAGUAAUGUCGCAGAGGCUCCCCAAGCCAUCCUGGAGCCAGUUUCCCAGGAGCAGCUGUCUGCGUCCAAUUCGCUUCCCUCCAUGGCUGACAUGGCAGACCCCCCCACCAGCCCCCUCGGGGCCACAGACUCCACAGACGAUUCUGACGAAGAUGAGGAUGAAGACUCAGAGAUGGAUGACUGGGAACCUCGCGAGCCUCAGUCGUUCAACCCUCACAACCUCUGGUGUGAGGAGUGUAAUAAUGCCAACCCCUCUGUGUGUCUGAAGCACGGCCCCCUGCACCCCAUCCCCAACCGGCCGGUGAUGUCCAAGGCCCGGGCCAGUCUGCCGCUGGUCCUCUACAUCGAUCGCUUCCUGGGCGGGGUGUUCUCCAAGAGACGCAUCCCAAAGCGCACACAGUUUGGUCCUGUGGAGGGACCCCUGGUUCCUCAGAGUGAACUGCAGGAACACUACAUUCAUCUGAAACUGUGCAUGCUGGAUGCAGAGAAAGAUGGAGACAAGUCUAACGACAUGUGGUUGGACCUUUCCGAUGAAGAAAGCUGUAACUGGAUGAUGUUUGUAAGACCUGCUCAGAACCACCUGGAGCAGAACCUGGUGGCCUAUCAGUACGGCUCAGAGAUAUUUUACGCCACCAUCAAGAACAUCCAACCAAAACAAGAGCUCAAGGUGUGGUAUGCAGCAUCAUAUGCAGAGUUUGUCAAUCAGAAGAUCCAUGAUGUUACGGAAGAAGAGAGAAAAGUGCUCCGGGACCAAGAGAAGAACUGGCCUUGUUAUGAGUGUAACCGGCGCUUUGUGAGCUCUGAACAACUGCAGCAACAUCUCAACAUGCACGACGACAAGUUGAACUCUGUCACCAGAUCCAAAGGACGCGGUCGAGGAAGAGGCAGAAGGAGAUUUGGGACAGGAAGAAGACCGGGACGUCCUCCCAAAUUUAUACGUUUGGAUCCCCCAGUAGACGCCGGAGGUGACAAGACGACAGAGAUGCUGGAAUUGACGGAGAAGCCGCUGGAGGAGCGAGUGGAGGGAGCUCAGAACGGGUUGAAGGUGGUGGAGAUGGAGCCGGAAGUGGAGGCUGUGACUGAGCCAGAGGGCCAGCUCAUACCCCCUGCAGGGGAACCGGUCCCAGAGCCCAUCACCCCCCCAUCCAAUACAGACCUGUCAGUUCCACUAAAGGAAGACCCGGCACAGAGCAGCCAAUCAGACGCCCACCUCACAUCUCAGGAUAUGCGCCGUGCCAAGAGGAUACGGAAUGCAGCGCUGCAGCACCUCUUCAUCAGGAAGAGUUUCCGUCCAUUCAAAUGCACCCACUGCGGCAAGGCCUUCCGGGACAAAGACAAGCUGGAUCAGCACCUGAGGGUCCACGGCCGCGACGCCUACGCCUUUUCCUGCCACAUUUGCAGCAAGAGCUUCAUGAGCGACUCGGCCCUGGAGGACCAUCUGGUGGUGCACACGGAGAACCGCUCCUACUCUUGUCUCUUAUGCCCAGAAACUUUUGAAAGGCUGGAUCUGCUCAAAGACCACGUAGGAGUGCAUGCUGUGGACGGCUGCUACACCUGUCCUUCCUGCAAGAAGACAUUUACUGACUUCAUCCAGGUGAAGAAGCAUAUCCGCUGCUUCCAUUCAGAGAAGGUCUUCCAGUGUUCAGACUGUGAAAAGGCCUUCUGUCGGCCGGACAAACUGCGUUUGCACAUGUUGCGCCACUCUGACCGCAAGGACUUCCUGUGCUCAACAUGUGGCAAACAAUUCAAGAGGAAAGAUAAGCUGCGGGAGCACAUGCAGCGCAUGCACAAUCCUGACAGAGAGGCCAAGAAGGCUGACCGAAUCCACCGCUCAAAAACCCUCAAGCUGAAGGUGCCCACCACCGACUUUGAGAGCUUCAUGUUCAAAUGCAGAGUGUGCAUGAUGGGAUUCAGACGCAGAGGAAUGCUGGUCAAUCAUUUGUCCAAACGUCAUCCAGACAUGCGUAUUGAUGAUGUGCCUGAGCUAACGCUGCCAAUUAUCAAGCCCAACAGGGACUACUUCUGCCAGUAUUGUGACAAGGUGUAUAAGAGUGCCAGUAAGAGGAAAGCCCACAUACUGAAGAACCACCCCGGGGCAGAAUUGCCUCCCAGCAUCCGUAAGUUGCGUCCAGCUGCUCCUGGUGAGCCAGACCCCAUGUUGAGCACACACACCCAGCUCACUGGCACCAUCGCCACUUCACCAGUCUGUUGCCCACACUGUGCCAAACAGUACAGCAGCAAGACUAAGAUGGUUCAGCACAUCAGGAAGAAGCAUCCAGAAUUUGCUCAACUUGCCAACACCAUCCAGACUCCUCUGACUACAGCUGUCAUCAGUAGUGCUCCUGCAGUCAUUAGUGCAGAUGGUACCACAGCUGAGGCUGUAGUGACUACAGAUUUGCUGACCCAGGCCAUGACAGAGCUUUCUCAAACGCUGACCACAGACUACCGCACAGCGCAGGGAGACUACCAGAGGAUCCAGUACAUCCCCGUGUCUCAGGCAGGAGGCAACCUGUCCCAGCCGCAACACAUUCAGCUGCAGGUGGUCCAGGUGGCUCCGGCUUCCUCUCCACAUUCCCAGCACCCGACAGUAGAUGUGAGCCAGCUGCAUGACCCUCAUGGCUACAGCCAGCACUCCAUCCAGGUACAACACAUCCAGGUCACCGAGCCCUCAGGCACUGGACAAGGUGCCACCCAGGUCACAGGUCAGCCUCUUAGCCCCACCUCCCAGCAGCCCAGUCAGGAGCUGAGCCCCACCCAGAUGACCCCUGUGACUUUAGCUCAGAGCCACACCCUGCAGACCAGCAGCACCCAGCAGCAGCAGCAGCAGCAACAACAACAACAACAGCAGCAGCAGCAGCAGCAGCAGCAGGGGACGGUGCAGCACACUUACAUACCUGGGAACUGGAACUACAGAGGCUACCCGUCUGAGAUCCAGAUGAUGGCUCUACCUCACACGCAGUAUGUGAUAGCUGAGGCCAGCACGCCUGUAUCUGGAGUCAACAGCAACCAGGUGAAAACGACACACUACGUCAUCUCCGAGGGUCAGACUGAGCUGGAGACCAAACAGACUGUUCCUCAGACUACAACCCAGGCCCAAACUGAACAUCUGGAGCAACAGCCGACCAAUCAACAAGCCACCACGCAGUACAUCAUCACCACAACCACCAACGGCAGCGGCACUAGUGAAGUCCACAUCACAAAACCGUGAACUGUACAGUGAUGAACUCUGCAAACCCAGCGCAGACCCCGCAGACUGAUCCUGCAUGUAGACCUCAGCAGCUUGUACGCACUUGAAUGAACAAACACAUGUGAUAUAUGCACAUGGAUACAGACUUGUGUACAUACAGAGUUAAAAUGGGGAUGAAUUGAUGACCAGCACAGUUUUAUGUGUCUGUAAAGUGUUGAGAUAUUGAAUGAGGUGAGAAAAUAAAGUUAGUCGAGAGAAAAAUGCUUUGAUUUUGAACAGAAUAUUUAAACAACAAAAGCUAAACUAAACACACACAAAACUGGAAAGUGUGGAAUUUGUUUCAGAAAGAUUUGAAUUGAAACUGAGUCUGAAGUGGUGGAAAAGUUUUGUUGCUCAGUCCUUUUACAGGUUUGAGUGCCCAUUUUACAUAUUUAUUAAGUUGCAGACAUUUCUUCAAGCAAAGUAUUUGUAAAUGAAAGUGUGGAAAGAAAUUCUGAAGUGAAAACUGUGGAAAAAUAUUGUAUAAAACUAUUCUCAGUUGGCCUUAUGUUUUUGCCCAAUGCAAGUACCCAACACACCGUCUGUUAUAUUGUAUGUUACCAUGUUGUUGCUGAUAUCUGAUCUGAUAUCUUUUUAUUAUUUAUUGUCCUGAUUUCCGUAAAAUCUUUUGUGUUUUUUAAAGUGAUAUUCAGAAAAGCAAACAUAAUCAUUUCAACUCGUCCAAGACUGGCUGCAUGCUACCAAGGGCUUUGGGUGUCCGUUAUGAAUGUUUUACUUUGAUUUAACGAGGAUCACACAGUUCUCACAGAUACAACAGAGCCAAAACUUGGGGAUAAUUUUAUUUUUUAAAGUAUUUAAAUGCUCAUUUUCACUAACUGGAUGAACCAGAAAACUAUUAUUGAGGAGUAAGAUUCAUUGAAGUAAGUUUCAAGUCGGUUUCACCUCUGAGGUGUGAUUGGAUGUGUCAGAAAUGUGCUUUUGUUACACCUGUAAGCACACCCAAUAGUGAUGUCACAGAGUUCUGCAGUACACCUGUACAUCACUGCAACAAGACGAGGAGUUAAACCACUGGAGGUCAGAAAAAACAAGAUUUUUGAAGGGUUUUAUGUUACUUUAAAGAAGAAUAGAACAUGCAUUUCUUUCCAAGACACUUAGGAGUAAUAUGUUCAGUACUGAGGUUAUUUUUUAAACGAGAGCAACACAACAACCAGCAAACUGUCCAAACCCUACAAGUUGUUUUAUUGAAGCUUGAAGCCAAAUGCAAAAUGUGUUUUCCUCAUUAACUCUUUUGAAGGCAAAUGACUAAACGUUAAAAUAUUUGGUUAUAGCAUCAAGUGGACUUGAAGGAACUCAACAUGAUACAGCAUAUUCUGCUGUAUUAAUCUGUUUACAAACCUACAAAUAUAUUGCAAGUGCUUGGUUGGUACUUAAAAGGCAGCAAAUAAUUUAGGGUAAAAACCAGCAGGAGAUACCUCAGCAUGUCUCAUAUUUCCUUCACAGUAGUGUAAGAAAGAAGAAUGUACCUCAGCAGGAAGAGUGCAAAUCUUGUGAUAACAAAAAAUACCUGUCCUACUGAAGUGUCCAUUAGCAAGUUAAAAAAGUACAUAAUGUCUUAGAUUGUCAUUAAGUACUUGUACAAAAAACUCCCCAUGAUACAGGUCAAUGCACUGAAUUAAGGCGGGUGUAAAAUGCUAUUAAUGUGCCCAUUAUUUAUAUUGGUCUAUGGCGAUGGACAUGUACAAAGUAUAGUAUAAAUAUGAGAGUUUGAUCACGUACAGCGAUUCCUAUUGUUGCAGGUGAUUUUGUCAUUUUGUCCUUGUGUUGAGAAAUUAAAUUCUUUUAUAUAUGUA